Molecule: messenger RNA, 1960 nt
Organism: Phanerochaete carnosa HHB-10118-sp
Lineage: Eukaryota; Fungi; Basidiomycota; Agaricomycetes; Polyporales; Phanerochaetaceae
Exons: 7
Coding region: 55-1857 (600 amino acids)
Biological process (GO): SCF-dependent proteasomal ubiquitin-dependent protein catabolic process
Cellular component (GO): SCF ubiquitin ligase complex
Source: RefSeq, a predicted model, not a curated record
CUGCCUUCACCUUUCCUGCCGCCGAAGCAUCUAUCAUUCGCGCCGCGCACAAUAAUGAGGAGGCCAAACAACGUCCGUGGCCCGGCUUCGGCCCUCACCGAAUUCCUGAAGGAGUCUGGAAUUACUCACACUACAAUUGCGAGAAGAGCCAGAACUCGUCAAGUCGCACAGCCGGAACCCGUUGCUGGGCCCUCGAGACAACAGGCCGGAGAUAAUGAAGCUGGGGAUGGGGACGUGGCGGAGAACGCCGAGAACCAAGAGAGAGAAUAUAACUCUGAUAAUCUGGAUGAGAGCGACAACGAGCCGAAAACCAAGAAGCGCAAGCUGACCAAGGCCGCUGAGGCAAAGUUGAAGGCACAAGCAAAGGCCAAGGCGAAGAAGAACAAGAAAAAGGGCGAUGACGAAGACUACAGUGAUUCCGAGGACGAAGAGGAGGACGCAUACACUGCACUCUCGAAGAUGUGGAAAGACCAGACAAAGCCCCCGAAUGGCAGUCUCAUUGAAUGCGCCAAAUGCGGGACAGAGUUUAGCGUAACCCAAUACACUCGCCAGGCUCCAGAUGGCCCCGGCUGGCUCUGUCAUCCCUGCCUCAAGGCCUCCGGAGUCGACCCCUUCAAGAAGCCUGCUGCCCCGCGCAAGCGUAAGCCCCUCACCGAGAAGCGCAACGUCACCAACUUUGAGAAGCGUCGGCUGCCCAGUCUUGCAAGUACCUGCAUCAAGGUCAUCAGUCAGCAUAUAGACGACGUGGAGGCUCUUGGUGAUAUUGGUAGCAUGAACGUAGACCAGAUCGCUAAAGCUAUAGCGAAGGACCGUAGUCUGACCGCUGAGAAUGCGACGCUAUUCUACGACGUUCAGAACACUAACCUAACCCUCUAUGAUGCCACUAACUUAAUGCCCCCUGCGCUCUGUACGCUCGCCUCUCUGAAUCCCAACCUCACUUCUCUGCGUCUCGACUUUUGUGGUCGAAUGAACAACGCCGUCCUCGCCGCCUGGAACACAUCACUACCAUCCUUAAAGCGCAUAGAGCUACUCGGUCCGUUCCUCGUACGCGCCCCUGCUUGGCAAUCCUUCUUCGCCUCUCACCCAAAGCUCACGGGCUUCCUCAUUAACCAAUCUCCUCGCUUCGAUCUCCAAUGCAUGGAGAGUCUCGUCGAGCACUGCACAGAUCUCACCGAGCUGCGCCUGAAGGAAGUUGGGCAACUCGAUGAGGACUUCCUGCCGCACAUCAAGAAACUCGCAGGGCAGCUCACACAUCUCGACCUGAGCGCCCCAGGCGAACCCGAGGCGCUCUCGUGCGACGCGCUCACGGAUCUUGUCGCCGCCGUGGGUGCGGGCUUGCGCCACCUCGACCUCUCGGGGCAUGUGCUUCUCGACGACGGGUUCCUCUUCCAAGGCAUCAAGCCGCACGCGCGCUGCCUCGAGGCGCUCGUCCUCUCACACACCCCUGAGCUCACGGACGCAGGCGUCGCCGAGUUCUUCGACACCUGGUCCGCCGCGGCGCACCCGCCGAACCCGCCGCUCGUCCUGCUCGACAUGAACCGUAACCACGAGCUCGCGGGCAAGGCGCUCGAGGCGCUCCUGAGACACUCAGGCAACGCCCUCGAGACGUUGAACAUCAACGGGUGGAAAGCGGCGCCGGAAGACAUGCUCAACAUUCUCGGCAAAAAGGCGAGGCGUCUCAGGAGGGUCGACCUCGGGUGGUGUCGCGAGGUCACGGACUGGACGAUUAAGGCUCUCGUCGAGCGAUGCAAGAGCCUCGAAGAGGUCAAAGUGUGGGGAUGUCAGCGGAUAACGGCGAAUUGCCCACGCAAGCGUGGCGUUGCUGUACUGGGCAUCGAGACCCAAAACUUUGUUUGAGGCCAGAGCUAGAAUAUUUGGGCGCUACUUAUAUCGUUACUAGAUGUCCUCAAUAUAUGCUACUCGUUGUUAUGUCAUGCAUUACUUGACCAUUUGCUAUAAU